UGUGCAAUGUGGCGGCAUAGGAGCUUACCGUCCAGUCAGCCAAUGAGGAUGAGUGAGACAGUGAUCCACUCCACCUGACAGGUUAACAGGUUAACCCUGAAACACACUUCUUACAGUCAGAGCAGUCUGAGCAGUGAAGAGACGCACACGCUGGUUUUCUACUGUCAGAGGACACAUCAUCAGCUGAUUCGCCACUCAACAGGUGAGUCUGAUUUUCUCUAAUAAUAAUUUUAUUCACAACAAAUCUAGUAUGGCUUUGACUUUAAAUCAAACUGUGCACCCUCAAUCCAUACAAUCCAGGAUUCAAGUGUAGUAUCCUCACAUUAGAUAAGGCAGAUCCCAGGAUUCACUGAGUGGGUCAGACUUACAGGAAAAAUAGAGUUACACUCAUUUGAUACAUGACCUUAUUUCCUAGGCUACAGCACGAUCAUAAUAUAGUAUUUAUUAUUGGUUUGUACAAUUGCUUGUCCAGUUCCUAAUGUACAUUUUUGUUGUGAAUCCCUUUGUAAUUGUUAUUUCUUAACAAAAGCAGAAAUAUGAUUAAGCUCUGAUGAUAUAGACCAAAAAUUACAUAUGACUAAUCUGGUCAAAUUAUGACAUACUGUGAUUUUAAACCUCAUUUCCCAAUGAAAUUCAGCAAGUAUGAAUAUCCUCACUAUUUUUUUUUCUGCUAUUGUUUGUUUGUUUGUUUUUUGUGAAUGGAUGUCUGCUGUAGAUUUUAUAUUAUCAAAAUGUUCUUCAAGCAGUAAAAGCACAGUUGAUAAUACUACUACUACUAAUACUCCCAAAGUACUAAACAUAAAUAUGAAGUCUUUUGAUCUUGUUAGUAAAUUUGGAGCUGUAAUCUGAGAGUGACUGGAUUAUUCCCAGUGACCCAGUGUAAUUAUAGCAGAACUGACCCGUUAGGAGGACACAGAUUAGACUGACGUGUUUGUUGAUGGUCACAAAAAUGAUGUCAUACUGGAGCGGAUUUCACUGGUGGGAAUUAUUCAGUCUGUUAACUCUGAAGACAUCAGUCUCUAAAAACUUUACAGGAAACUGAAGAAUAUAUUUAAAACACCUACCCAUCGGUCUUUCUCUCCAUAGAUUAGACAAAAUUUGAUGUUAAUAUAAAAUGAUGAUUUUUGUGUUUCAGUGGUUUAGUAUCUGCUUGAUCAAGAUCAGUUCUUUAUUGAUGAGUCAAAAAUGAAGUCUUAUGAAUUCAAACAAAGAUAUUAAAAACAUAUUUUGCUCGUGAGAUGUCACAGAACAGAAGUAUAAAACAGCAGCAAUAAAAAACAAACAAGUAAAGAACAUUAACCUCAGCAGUCUAUUUACAAUGUUCAUCUUAAUAGUUGUUAAAUUGUUUAUUAUUGGUAUUUUGUAUAGACUGUUAUUAUCAUUAUUUAGAUGGGUUACUGGUAUUUAUAUAGAUUCUACAUCUUGACUUUACCUCUUGUUAUUAUUAUUACUAAAAGUAUUCUUGUUCACUUAUACUACUAUAAUAACAGGCAUUUCAAUAUGAAAUAUAAAACAACAAAGAUAUGUUGAGUAUGAUAAAUAUAACAACAGCAUUAUCACUUUUCUGCUGGAUUUGUUGCAAGGUUAUACAUACAAUUAAAGGAAUUACAUAUAAUUACACCAGAGUCCCAUAUUGUUGUUGCCAUUGUAAUUAAUGCAGCAGAUCUUCUUCACAGAUCUGGCUGAUUUAACAGAUGGAAGGGCAUUAGAGACCGUUAGAACUAUCUGAUCCCAGGUCAGGUUCUUGAGUAUCUAGUGAUGGUGGUUGUGUAAAAUGUGUUUCUCAAAGCCGGAUUAAGGCCUGUGAUCCGUACAGCUCUGAACUCAUCAGCCACGUAAAAAUAACAUGCUGCGGCACUAAGCUGCAUUGAGAACAUCUCAUGGGUCUGUCAGGACGCGACAGCCAUGUUUAUUUACUGUGUCUCUGAAUGAAGUACUCAUUGAGUUACUAGUUAUCAGGGUAUUUCUGUUUCACACUAUGUUUGUCAAAUGUUUCACCUUCUAGUGACAUCAAAAGAUUUGAACUAUAACAUUAUGGCACUAUUUUUUUAAUUCAAUAUAAAUCUAAUGCAUGAUAAUACAAUGAUAUGAUCAAUAAUGAUGAUAUUUACAUCUUUGUUACCCCUCCAGCCUGUUUUUAUCUGAAUAGUAUUAUCUGAACAGUAUUGAUAACAUCAUAUUGUGUCUGCUUUUGAUUUAGUAAAUGGUCUAAAUUUAAUUAUUUUUAUCAAAACUAACAGCCAGUAAAGAAGUUGACAGUUUGUUUUGCUGUUUUUUCUUCUGUUUUGAUACUCCUCCUCACAUUUCUAAUGUCUUCUUCUCCACAGAAUAAAAAGACAAUGUCUGACCUGAAGAAGCUCCCCCUCACAGUCGCCCUCUGCCUGCUGCUCCUUGCCACUUUGGUACCCACCUCUGAGGCCCGGCGUGGUCGAGGAGGAGGAGGCUUUGGUCGGGGUGGAGGAGGUGGCUACAGCCGGGGCUGGGGUGGAGGUGGAGGUCAGGCUUACAGACCUGCCCAGAGCAGCGGAUCCAGUGCAGGAAAAGUAGCUGGAGCAGCUGCAGCUGGAGCAAUAGGAGGAGCCGUGCUGGGGUCUGCCCUGAGCCGGCCUGGUUAUGGGUAUGGUGGUGGGUAUGGAGGGUAUGGAGGGUAUGGAGGAGGAUACGGUGGAGGUUAUGGAUAUGGAGGGUACCCAAGAUAUGGAGGUGGCUAUGGACCCAGACCUGGAUAUGAGCAGGAGGGCUCUGGAGAUAUGGAGUACUACGCCUAUGGAGCAUCCAGUGGUCCCAUCUACAACAGCAUCAUCGUUGUAAUUGGCUCCCUCAUGUCUCUGCUGAUGGGACACUGGGUGGCGCUCAUGUAG
Xyrichtys novacula (pearly razorfish) is the source of this 2861-nucleotide messenger RNA. The record is from the annotation of a GenBank genome assembly. NCBI's taxonomy places the organism in Eukaryota, Metazoa, Chordata, Actinopteri, Labriformes, Labridae.